GCUGGAAACCUCCUAGGCUAUGGCUUUGUGCACGGGGAAUGGCAGGGGCUGGUUGGCAGAGUGAUGGCCAGAACCUCAGAAGGGUCCCCUUGCAGCUUGAUCCCUCUUCCCCCUUGGGAGCCCCCUCCUCGUUUGGGUGGUGGUGGUGGUUGGGGGCUACUCUGGCGCAGUGCCUGGAUGUGGGGUUUUUCCCGUGCGCCGGGCAUUUUCUGCGCGAAAGUUGGGAUGGAGCGCGGGUUGUGCAUCCGGCGCCUUCCGUGUCCUUCAAUAAACCGCUGAGCUGGAGUGACGGCCGGUCUCUGCACGUGAUUCUUGCGCGGCGGAUACGGGGAGCCGAGCGGGACCCCCGGCCGCGCCCCUUGAGGCUUGGUUGCGGGUCGAAGACCCUGGUGGGGGCGCCCCACGCAGACGCGGCCGGGCAGGGGGCGUUCGGCGCGGGCUGCUCAAGAACAGUACCCGCCCGAGUCUUUCCACGACGACUCCUCGGCGAGGUAGGACUUCAUUUCCCGGUGCGCCACGCGGCAGGAACCCCGCCCCGAAGCGCGCGCGAGGCCCGCUUGGUCCGGGGCGCCCAUGGACGGAUCGCCGCCGCCGGUCUACGUGUACGGCGCCGAGCCAGCAUGGUGCACGCGCUGCUGGAAGCCUACUCGCUGCUGAAGCACAUGAGGGUCGUCCAGCCGCGCCCCGCGACCAUGGAGGAGAUGGCGGCCUUCCACACCGACGCCUACCUGCAGCACCUGCAGCAGGUCAGCGAGGAGGGCAACGAGGACCACCCGGACUCUGCGGAAUUCGGACUCGGCUACGACUGCCCGGCCAGCCAGGGCGUCUUCGAGUACGCGGCGGCAAUCGGCGGCGCCACCCUGACGGCGGCGCGGUGCCUGGCGGAGAAGAUGUGCCGGGUGGCGAUCAACUGGGCCGGCGGCUGGCACCACGCCAAGAAGGACGAGGCUUCGGGCUUCUGCUAUCUGAACGAUGCGGUGCUGGGGAUCUUAGAGCUGCGCCGGAAGUUUGACCGUGUCCUCUACGCUGACCUAGACUUACAUCACGGGGACGGUGUCGAGGACGCUUUCAGCUUCACCUCCAAAGUCAUGACGGUGUCUCUGCACAAGUUUGCUCCUGGAUUUUUCCCAGGAACAGGAGAUGUGACAGAGGUGGGCUUCGGGAGGGGGCGCUACUACAGCAUCAACGUACCCCUUCAGGAUGGCAUCAAGAACGAGACAUACUAUCAGAUCUGUGAGGUGGUGCUGAAGGACGUGUAUGCCGCCUUCUGCCCUGAAGCCGUAGUACUGCAGUUGGGAGCCGAUACAAUUGCGGGCGAUCCCAUGUGUGCAUUCAACCUGACCCCAGAGGGGAUCGGCAAGUGCCUGAAUUAUGUGCUGCAAUGGCAGCUGCCGACCCUUAUCCUGGGGGGAGGAGGCUAUCACCUUGCUAACACUGCCCGCUGCUGGACAUAUCUGACUGGAGUCAUUCUGGGGAAAACGUUGCCCUCUGAAAUUCCCGAUCACGAGCCUGACCUUCCCUCUCCCGGGCAGUUCUUCACGGAAUACGGCCCUGACUAUGUGCUGGAAAUCACUCCAAGCUGCCGGCCAGACCGGAAUGAGCCUCAGCGGAUCCGGGAGAUCCUCAGCUGUGUGAAAGGGAACCUGAAACAUGUGACUUAGCGGAAAAGAGGACUCCCUUCUCUCCAGAGCCCCUGUACCUGGGAGCAGUUGUCAAAGAGUGCAGAGGAACUGCACGGAAAUGCCGGUAGGGCAUCGGGAGCCCCUCAGGCUGUGAUCCUGGAGCUGUUUGUGCUACUUGGAGCUACAGGGUGUUAAGUUUAAAGGACAACACCCCCCCCUCCCGCCAGCCUGGGCUUCCAUCCUCGUCCCUUGCAGAGGCAGCUCAUUUAGAAGGAGUGGAAGGCCCCCUGGCCCAGUGCCUCUUGGACUGCAGGAGCACAGCAAGAAGAGACUGCUCUGUUGGUAUUUUUUUAACAGCUAUUUGCCUUGAAAUAAAAAAAAUUGGAUGAUUUU
Messenger RNA from Crotalus tigris (Tiger rattlesnake), 2015 nucleotides. RefSeq names its product histone deacetylase 8 (gene HDAC8). The transcript is spliced from 11 exons. Gene Ontology annotation, molecular function: histone deacetylase activity. Lineage: Eukaryota; Metazoa; Chordata; Lepidosauria; Squamata; Viperidae. The record is from RefSeq and is a predicted model, not a curated record. The coding region runs from base 39 to 1661 and encodes 540 amino acids.